AUGUUCAAACGCUUCGCGUCCACUUCAGCAGCUCUGCGCCCCACUAUUCGCCAGAUCCUGUCUCUCCAGCCGAAGAAUGAGAAUGUCCAAGUCAACGGCUGGGUCAAGUCUAUACGCGUGCAGAAGCGUGUCGCGUUUGCAAUGAUUCACGACGGAACAUCUGCCCAAAGUCUCCAAGCUGUGUUCUCAGAUCCUAAGCUCGCGCAUAGCUUGACAAACGGGGCAAGCGUUCGUUUGACAGGACGGUUGAGCGAGAGCAGGGGGGCUGGACAGGAGAAGGAACUUCAGGUCGAGUCAGUCGACGUGCUUGGUGCUUGCGAUCCUGAGGAAUACCCCAUCCAAAAACAAACCAUGUCUGCAGAGUAUCUCCGGGACCGCGUGCACCUCCGAACACGUACGAACACUGCCAGCUCUGUGUUGCGACUUCGGGAUCAGACUAUGCGGUCGCUCCAUGACUAUUUUAGCCAAAACGAUUUCUGCUACGCUCACACACCCAUCAUAACGUCGAGCGACGCAGAAGGCGCCGGAGAGACUUUUCGAAUAGCACCCGUCACGACCGGCACGCCGCCCCAGACCCACGAGUUCUUCUCCCAACCGUCCUACCUCACCGUGUCAUCUCAGCUCCACCUCGAAGCCCUCGCGAGUUCGGUGUCUAGAGUGUGGACUUUGUCGCCUUGCUUCCGUGCGGAGAGAUCGCAGACGAAUCGCCAUCUAGCGGAAUUUUGGAUGCUCGAGGCUGAAUGGGCAUUUACACGCGACCUGGCCGACAUUUGCCAGGUGGUCGAAGAUUCGCUCAAGGAUGUGCUUCGCAACGAUAGUCCUGAUCGGGACGCACUGUGGAGUGACUUGAGCGGCCCUAAACUAGACAUGCUUACCGCAGCUGCUUUGAGAAAACCAUGGACUCAGAUGUCGUACAGUGAUGCGAUACGCGAGCUGGUGAAACAUCAUACCGAAUCUGGCCAAUUCAAAUAUAAACCACAAUGGGGCCACGGUCUCCAAAGCGAGCACGAGCGCUGGAUUUCUGAGCAGCUGGUCGGCGGCCCCGUCUUUGUAACUGAUUACCCGGCAGCCAUCAAACCAUUCUACAUGCGCCUGAACGACGAUGGCCAGACGGUGGCGUGUUUUGAUCUGCUCGUGCCGUUUGUCGGGGAAUUGGUCGGCGGGUCUCUACGCGAGGAACGAAUAGAGAUCUUGAAACAAUCUCUCGAGAAGCACCAGCUGGAUCAAAACGCGUACGGGUGGUACUUAGACUUGCGAAAGUACGGAGGUGCUCCGCAUGGUGGUUUUGGCAUGGGUUUCGAGAGGUUGAUCAGUUGGGUCGGAGGGGUUGAGAACGUGAGGGAGUGUAUACCGAUGCCGCGAUGGGCGGGAAGGAUGUUACUGUGAUCUAUGACAGGGCUGAACCCAUUAAAACAUUCCACUGUUUAUUACGCACAAAAUACUUCUGUUUUCU
Messenger RNA from Heterobasidion irregulare TC 32-1, 1453 nucleotides. RefSeq lists its product as uncharacterized. Lineage: Eukaryota; Fungi; Basidiomycota; Agaricomycetes; Russulales; Bondarzewiaceae. The transcript has 4 exons. The coding region runs from base 1 to 1386 and encodes 461 amino acids. Gene Ontology annotation, molecular function: ATP binding; nucleic acid binding; asparagine-tRNA ligase activity. Gene Ontology annotation, cellular component: mitochondrion. The record is from RefSeq and is a predicted model, not a curated record. Gene Ontology annotation, biological process: asparaginyl-tRNA aminoacylation.